CACGCACGCGCUCACAAACACCUGCGCAGGUGUAAAGUGCACAAACAAGUGAGGUCACAUUCCUUCCUCAUUCUGCAGCCAGUCAUACUGGGUUUAGUUUCCCUGUAAAUCAUUGGAGUGUAUCGGUUUGCACUGACUGUACCGGCUCAGUGCACACCUUUUCUCCUCCUCCUGCGCUACAUGUUUGUUUUCAGGUUAUUGUAGUGGAGAAACAUCGGGUUUCUGGCAGGUGCACCAUCGGUCUGGGGCACCGUACAGAGCCAACUAAGCUGACAGGCCGGUGGAGGAACACAGGAGCUGUCAGGGCUGAAAAUGUUGGUGUUAGUGGUGAAAACAUGACCGCUUCAUACAGAUAUGUGGAUCAUAUUCCUUCUGUUCAACUUGGGGGCUCUGUGCAGCACAGUCUCUUCAUCUCCUCCGAGCCCCGUUGAUGUUGCCUUCUCUUCUGUCAAUCUGAGGAAUUUGCUGCAGUGGUCUCCGGGAAAUGGCACACCUAAUGACACGCAUUAUACAGUGCAGUACGCCAUCUAUGGGCAAAGUAUUGUGGGCACCAGAGGGAAACGGGUGAACUGGAGGUCGGUGCGGCACUGUACAGAAAUAGUGCGCUGCUGGUGUGACCUAAGCAAUGAGACGUUGGAUCUGGAGGAGGGAUACUAUGCCAAGGUUCGAGCUGUGAGCAAGAGAGCAUCCUCCAAAUGGGCCUGGACAUUGAGGAGAUUCGAGCCAAAGUCAGACACCAUAUUCGGCCCUCCACUGGUUAUGGUGGACAUGGAGGAUAACAAUGCCAUAAUUACCAUAAAGGGACCAAUGAGAUAUCAGCCAAACAACCAAACCCCAGCUGUUUCCAUGGCAUCACUCUACAACCAGAUGACCUACAACAUGUCGGUGCACAACAUCCGUAGCAGUCUGAUGAGCCAUUUCCCAGUCGUCUCCAGUCCGUACAAAUAUCGCCUGAUGGAAUACAACACGAAGUACUGCUUCUCUGCCAAGACAAGGUUUCUCUCCAUGCCUGUCAACUGCCAGCCCUCAGAGUGGCUCUGCAUAACCACACCUCCAGACCCUGUGAUGGCCCAGCUGAAGUGGAUGGUUGUGGGAAUUGUUGUUCCAACUGUAUGCAUGUGUAUACUGGUGGUUAUUGGCUGCAUUCUCUAUCAGUACCUGACAGGGAAAGGACAGAAGAGCCCAUAUACACUGAAUCCACCAUCUUUUCAUACGCCUCCUCUGACAUUAGUCCUUGAGACUCCCAGCGUCGUCCUCAUCAAAGUCGGGCUACCACCAGAAUUCAUGAGCAUUGUGUCUGACUCUGCGUACCCUAAAAAGCAACAUAUCGUGGAACCCCCACCCAGAUACACUUCCCAAGGGUUGGAAACACCUCAGGAGUUCAUGGAACCCAGUGAUGAUCUAUCCUUGGACUAUGCUUUUGUCUGCAAAGCUUCAGAAACUCAUACCAGAGAGGAAGGUGAAGAAAGAGAAAGAAGGUAUGACAGAAGAGAAGAUGGAAAUAAUCGGAGAAGUCACUGUGCUGGAGCUUUCAAUCCCCAAGCAAAGUCUUAUCCAUCUCAGAAGUCGAUCAGCACAUGCUCAGAAGCACUCAUGCCAACACUUACACAGAAAGAGGUGAGCACACAGGCACACACAUGUUUACCGGUAAAUUCAGUUUUUCUGAACCAGAGUCAGGCUCCCUCAUUUACUCUGCAAGGUGCAGCAGAGAGGGAUAGAAAGGGGGAGAAAGAGAAAGAGUUUUCAGGUUUGUUUAUUUGCAAAGUUCCACAAACUAGCCUCUUCAAUAGUCCUCUUAAUGUAAAAUCAGAGGCAGAGGAAGGAAUAGAGGAAGAGAUGGUGAGUGGGAAUGAGAGAGCACCCCUCCUUUCAUUUUAUGCCUCUCAGAGCACCUCCCAAUCUGACCAAUCAAAUGACCUACCUGAUGACUACGGUAUUCUCAGACCGGCUGAAGCACAUAAAAUAGAGGAAGAAGUGGAGAAGGAUGAGGAAGAAGGCGGAUCUAUUUGCAUUAAUUGGGACCCCAAGACUGGGAAACUAGUGCUGCCAGAAAUGGGGAUGGCGUUCAUGAAGGAAGAUGAUUUGAUGCAGGGGGAGAAAGGGAGGGAGAACCAGAUUGGAGAAGAAGAGCAGGUGGAUGGGAUGAAGGGUGGGUUGAGGUUGGAAAAUGUGUUUGUCAGACAAGGGUCUGAGGAAAAGGCAGAGGCUUUGAGAGAGAUGGAGAGAAGAGAGGGAAUGGAGUGGGAGGCAGAUGAUCUUUUGAGCAAAUGGGACCUGGUGGUCUCGAUGGACCAGUAGAUGAUAUUCAUCAAUAUAUAUUUGAGCUAUCUUACACUAACACUGUUUUUCUGCACUUACACUGCACUCUAAUAAGAAAAUAAAGAUCUCUGAAGUGUCCUUUACAAGAUCAGUUUUAAUGAGAAUACAUGUCAUUAAACUGAAUUCUUAGGAAGCAGUGUGUUCUGUAGAAGGGUUUUUCACCUUUAGAAAUCACUGCUUUAUUAUUAUUACUAUUAUAAUGGUUUUGACCUUAACUUUGGAUAACCGCUAAUAGUAGACUCUGAUCUUGAAAUGAAGUCAAAUGCAUAAAAGUUCUUACUGAAACUCACUGUUUUAAUGUUGGCUGAUAUGAUGGUUAAAAUAUCUGAUGUCAACCCAAGUUAGCACUUAUUGGCCUUCCUUGAUUUGUGCCUUUGAUUGUUUUCCUUCAACUUUAUCCAAAUGAUAUAUAAUAACUUCAACACAAAUAGAAACUUCUUUGUGACUGUGAUCUUUUGAGUUUCGCUCAUUCAAUUCGGAAAUCUACGUUUGUGUUUUCGCUCAGUUUUGCAGUUUGUUUUGAUUUUUUUAUGUGGCCACAGUUUAGAUGCUCAGUGACCGUACAUAUCCCUGUUUACAACAUUUGAAGGUUGUAAGUAACUUUAGUUUAUUCUGUUCUUGUUUUAGUUCAAAGUGAAGCACUUGGUUUUCUCCACCAGUUCAAAUUUUGAAUUGUUUAUAUUUUACAAACCUAUUUAGAGCAGUAUUUGUUUUAGGGCUGAAUCAGAGAGAAAUUGUUGUCUCAAUUUCACAGGCACCAGCCUCAAUACCUGUCUAUUUCGGAAUAUAUUACAAAAAUGAAGGACUUAUCAAAUAUGUGUGUCUUAUUGGUUUAUAUGUUCACAAGUAAUGAAGGUGAUCUGGAUGCUUUUUAUGGUGAAGAUGCCAGACCUGUGGUUUAUUCUAUUAUCAUGCGCAUUUGUUGUUGAGCUAAAAUGUCCAGAGGCUUUUAAAGAUAUUGUAUUAUUAUAAGUUAUUUCAUGUAGUUAUUUGCUGCUGUUACUGCUACAUACAUCAAUAUUAGUUUAAAAUCCACAAGUUACUGCACAAUCCAUUAUGUCACCUGUGCUGUGUUUCCACUGUUUUGUCUUCAGAAUGUCAUAUUUCACGAUGUAAAAUGAUACUUAUGGCUGUACUUUUGUGUUCAGUUUGUUUUGUUUGUUUUAGUUUUAGUUUUCCCACACAUGAAGUCAUAACUUAUCGUACUGCAUGAAUGAAGGAGCUUGCUGAUGCACUUUUAUCUUCACACUUACUGGCAUUGUGCAGUCUCAGUUAUCACUUCAGGAAUUUUCUGGUUUUGAAUUACUGUAAAGUUCCUUCCUGCUAACAGUAAGGGACAAUUAGAGGACUCUACAUUUAGUUUCAGAUUUAUGUAUUUACACAACUCAGGUAUCUGCUGUAUGAUGACAAGUUUGACGCUGUGCAUGAAGUUUUAUAAAGAUUUUACUUUGGGAAAUCCAUCAGUGAGAGUUUGUAUGUUGCAAGACAGAAUUACUGUGUAUUCAAAAUGAAUAAUAAUAAAGUGAAAAUGGUAAAUCUUU
Notolabrus celidotus (New Zealand spotty) is the source of this 3860-nucleotide messenger RNA. It is a transcript of the gene il20ra, whose product is annotated as interleukin 20 receptor, alpha. The transcript is spliced from 7 exons. The record is from RefSeq and is a predicted model, not a curated record. Gene Ontology annotation, molecular function: protein binding. Lineage: Eukaryota; Metazoa; Chordata; Actinopteri; Labriformes; Labridae. The coding region runs from base 355 to 2298 and encodes 647 amino acids.